This is a messenger RNA of Argentina anserina (silverweed cinquefoil), 1621 nucleotides long. RefSeq names its product F-box protein FBW2-like. Bases 80 to 982 code for a protein of 300 amino acids. Lineage: Eukaryota; Viridiplantae; Streptophyta; Magnoliopsida; Rosales; Rosaceae. The record is from RefSeq and is a predicted model, not a curated record. Gene Ontology annotation, molecular function: protein binding. The transcript has a single exon.
GGUAGCCCAAGCUCUUUCACGGACGAGGAAAGUUUCCCCUUUCAGAGAGAAACUCAGAAAGGAAAGCUUAGCUCUCAAGAUGUCUGCAAAUCCUCCGGAAGAAGCAGAAGACCAAAACCCCACCAUGGAAUCAUACCUUCGGCUUCUCCAUCUCAGUUCCAGUCCCCAGAGGGUCAGCGUUGAUGAAUCUGAUCGAAGAUGGGAGGACUUGAACCCGGACUGUUUGGUCAACGUUUUUGAAAGAGUGGGAACUGGGUCACUUCUAGUCUCUGUCCCUUUCGUCUGCAAGUCAUGGUACAGAUCGAGCCUCAACCCUGCUUGCUGGCAACCCCUCAUUGUACCAGACGAUGUCCCAGGUACGGAUUCUUUCGACAUUAAUGGGACUGAUGAUCUUUCAAGUUAUGAUGUUCAAGAGGAAGAGUCUAGAUUUCAGUACUUUGUGAGAAAAAGAUUUGCAAUUGAGUUUCAGCUUGAUUUGCGGGGUUUCUCCACCGCUAGGUUUUUCAAGUUUUUGAUUGAUCGUAGCAUGGGAAAUGUGAUGUUUCUUAAGCUGCCUACUGGCUCUUAUGCUUUAGAAGUAGUGCUUGAACAUGUGAAGAAGAAAUGCAAGAGUUUCUGUGGGUUGAAUGUGUGUGAUGCUGAUAUUGGGAAGAAGGCGGCAUUGACCAUUGUUAAGUUUGUGCCGAAAAUUAAGUGCUUAUGGUUGAGGAGGGCGAGAAUUGGUAGGCAGGGUCUUGUAACUUUAUUGCAAGGCUGCAAGGGCCUGGAACUUUUGGAUGUUAGGGACUGUAGUGGUUUCGAUGAAGGGGAUGAAGAAAUAGCCAAGCUUGCUGCUAGUAUUCCUAAAUUUAUGAGUGAGGGUUCUAGAGUUGGACAAGGAGGAGGAGGGCAUAGGGUCUUGUAUGGAUACCGAUUUGGAGGGCGCCGAGUCUUGUAUGUUGGAGGAAGACAAAGAGUCUUGAAUGUCCAACGAGGAGGAUAACGAGUUGUGAUGACAUUAGAGGACAAGGAAUGAGUCUGGUGAGGGUAACAAGGGAUGAGGAGGGCAGAUUUCAUGGGUUGAUGAUAUUGUUAUGUGUACCAACUGCAUUUGUUUGUUUUUUGUUUUUUAAUAAUGUGUGUCUGUAUUUGAACACCUAAAUCCUGUCUUUGGAAGACAUCUAUGAGGUUUUACUCAAACUAUGUAUAGUUUGGGUUUAUGAUUGGCCAGUUAGACAAGCUCGUAGUGCAGCCUCUAUUGGGAGCGCUGAAAGAAUGCUAUGGCAAUAUUUCAAGAUCAUGGUUUCUUGGAGUUGCAUCUGCCGCCAGUUCUAAUCGAGCUCACAUUAUGGUUAUGCAUGAUGCCGACUUUUUUUUUUUUUUUUUCUGUUGAAUAAGUAGAGAAGUAGCUGACAAAGUUCUAGAGGAGAGCAAAAAGGAACAAAACGAUCAAAUAUAUACGUAUGUUAUACGGAAGAGUGUUGGAGUUUAGUACUAGUGAUUAUUGCUUAUGUUUUACCCUUUGCUCUGUCGUUGGUUUGCUGGAUGUUGUAAGGGUUCAUGCCUUCAUGGUGUAAAAAUCGUAUUUGAUAACUAUCGUAUCUGUCAAUCCAUAUCUUAUCAAAUGUAGGUUUAGUCUAUA